AUAGCUCGAGUUCUGCGAGUCUUAAAUCAUUCGACAAAGAGUAAUUGAAUUGAAACCAUAAUUAAGCAAGCAAAAUGAAGCUUUUUCUGAGUUUGGGUCUCCUGUUGGCGUGUGGGUCCUUUUCCAACGCUCAAUGGAACGCGAUCAGUGGGUACGCCACGCUCAAUGGCGGAACCACAGGCGGUCAAGGCGGAGAAACGGUUUACGUAUCCACGGAAGCCGAGCUGGUCGCCGCAGUUACCGGAAACGACCCCCGAAUUGUUAAGAUCACUUCUCUAAUCACACUUUCCGACGUGGUCCGACCUGGUUCCAACAAGACGAUUCUUGGUGCCAGCCCAGGCGCUGGAGUGACCGGAUCUGGAUUCUACAUCCGUCGCGUACAAAAUGUUAUUGUCCGCGGACUCCAAAUCUCCUAUUCGAUUGCCCCCGAUGAUGGCGUCUCCAUCGAUGAAGCCACCAACGUUUGGGUCGACCACAACGAAUUCUUCGCCGACCGAGAACACGGCAAAGAUUACUAUGAUGGACAACUUGAUAUCAAGCACGCCGCUGAUUGGGUCACUGUUUCUUGGAACAAGUUCCACGAUUCGUACAAAACAAGUUUGGUCGGACAUUCGGAUAGUAAUGCGGGUGAAGAUACGGGAAAGCUCCACAUUACUUACAACAACAAUUGGUUCACCGAUGUUGGCUCUCGCCUUCCAUCGCUUCGUUUCGGCACGGGCCAUAUUUACAACAAUCUGUACGAAAGGGUGGAUACUUCCGGAAUUAAUAGUCGCAUGGGGGCUCAAGUCUUGGUGGAGAGGAACAUCUUUAUCGACGUUAAGACCCCGUUGACCACGGAUUUGGACUCAAGUCAAGAAGGUUUCGCUGUCGAGAGGGAGAACGAUUGGGGGGAUUCGGAGCCAAAUAUUACACAAGAAGGUUCGUUCACCAAUCCUCCGUAUUCAUAUGAGAUGGAGGAAUUGGCACAAGUUGCUGCCGUGGUUAGAGCCGGUGCAGGAAAUACGAUCAGUUUUCCAUAAUAGCUUGGACAGUUUCGCUAAAUUCAGACGAUUUUUUUGGAAAUUUGAACUAUGUAUUAUUCGAUCAAUUAAUAAAAUUAUAAAUUC
Molecule: messenger RNA, 1106 nt
Organism: Folsomia candida
Lineage: Eukaryota; Metazoa; Arthropoda; Collembola; Entomobryomorpha; Isotomidae
Product: pectate lyase A
Exons: 3
Coding region: 75-1019 (314 amino acids)
Molecular function (GO): pectate lyase activity
Source: RefSeq, a predicted model, not a curated record